This is a messenger RNA of Danio rerio (zebrafish), 949 nucleotides long. RefSeq names its product vitamin K epoxide reductase complex, subunit 1 (gene vkorc1). Gene Ontology annotation, molecular function: vitamin-K-epoxide reductase (warfarin-sensitive) activity. The record is from RefSeq and is marked validated. Gene Ontology annotation, biological process: vitamin K metabolic process. Gene Ontology annotation, cellular component: endoplasmic reticulum membrane. Lineage: Eukaryota; Metazoa; Chordata; Actinopteri; Cypriniformes; Danionidae.
GGGAGUCUGAGCAUACUUGCACAACUGCACUGUAAAUACCGUCCGUUUUUACUCAGCAAGAGAAGAUUUUGUAAAUUAGGCCGUUUAAUUUAGCAACUUUAACCUGUCACUGCGAUGUCGAGUCAUUCCGCUUCUGGAGUUCCUAAAUGGGAAUUUCGCGUCCGCCUGAUACUGUGCAUUUUGGGGUUGGUUCUGUCGGUGUACGCGUUACACGUCGAGCUGUCCCGGGAAAACAAUCCCGAAUACCGGGCGAUGUGCGACCUCGGUAAUUCUGUGAGCUGCUCAAAAGUCUUCACAUCCAGAUGGGGACGUGGAUUUGGGCUCGUCCAGAUCUUUACCUCCAAAGACAGCGUGCUGAACCAGCCGAACAGUGUGCUGGGCAUCAUUUUCUAUACACUGCAGCUGGGCUUGGGUCAGACGGUGUCCAGCAGGGCAGGGUUUUUCCUGGUCAUGUCCUCUUGGGUGUCCGUGGCCGGAUCUGUGUAUCUGGCUUCUAUUCUGGCUUUCGUCUUGGGUGAUUUCUGUGUGGUUUGUGUCUCAACCUACAUCAUAAACUUUGCCCUUCUCUACACAAACCUGAAGAGAAGAACCGGACUAGAGGCACGCCUGAAGAAAGGGAAGAGCCAAUAAAAUCUGUUUCAUUUUGAGUUUCAAAGACUUUAAAUGGACAGUGCACUCAGAAAUGAGCGUUCAUCAUUACAAGUCUUUAUGAUUUAGUUUCUUCUAAUGAACACAAAAGAAGAUAUUCUGAAGGAUGUUGGUAACCAAACAGUUAGUGCUAACCAUUGACUUCCAUCUGUGCUUCCCACAGGUUUGAAAUAUUCUUGCGGUGGUAGCCGGAUUGAAACACUUUUUACCAACAUCAUGUAUAUUAACCAUAUGUGACAAAAUUAUUUUUAAUAAUAUUUUUAUUUAUUAUGAAACUUUUAUACAAUUUAACUGUUUAUUU